AUUAAUUGGAAAAAAAUUUCCGUGUUGUUUUUUUUUUUUGCAUAUAAGAAAAUGGCGACAACAACGACAAGAUGGUACAAAGGAAAGGUGAAAGGUGUUCUUUCAGGGGAUUGCUUGGUCAUCGUGGCCUUGAAAUCCAACAAGCCUGGUCCCUUGCCUGAGAAGAGCAUCACUCUAUCAUGUGCUAGUGCUCCUAGACUGGCACGUAGAGGUGGUGUGACUGUGGAUGAGCCAUUUGCAUGGGAAAGCAGGGAAUUUCUAAGGAAGCUCUGCAUAGGGAAGGAGGUGACUUUUAGGGUUGAUUACCAUGUGCCGUUAAUCAAUCGUGACUUUGGCACUGUUUUUCUGGGUGAUAAGAAUGUUGGGGUUCUGGUUGUUUCUGCAGGAUGGGCAAAGGUAAGAGAGCAAGGGCAGCUGAAAGCAGAAGUGAGUCCUUCUCUAGCGGAACAACUGUUGCGAUUGGAAGAACAAGCUAAGCAAGAUGGCGUUGGCCGUUGGAACAAGGAACCUGGUGCUGCUGAGGCAUCUAUCAGAAAUAUACCACCAUCGGCCAUAGGUGACUUUAGAAAUAUCGAUGCUAUGGGUUUAUUAUCUGCAAACAAGGGAAAGCCCAUGAAAGGAAUUGUUGAGCAUGUUCGUGAUGGCAGUACCCUACGAGCCUAUUUGCUCCCAGAGUUCCAGUUUGUCCAAGUCUUUGUUGUUGGAAUUCAGGCACCACAAAUUGGAAAGAGAGCCGCACCUGAAAGUGUUGUUGAACCAGUGGUCAUGGCGCCGGCGGAUGAGACUAACGACGAUGCUCCUGGGGAACCUCGAGCCCCACCUACAUCUGCCCAAAAACUUGCAGCUUCAGCAUCUACUGAAACGAAUGCUGAUGCUUUUGGAAAUGAAGCUAAAUUCUUCACUGAGAUGAGGGUUUUGAAUCGAGAUGUUCGGAUUGUCCUGGAAGGUGUUGAUAAGUUCAACAAUUUGAUUGGGUCAGUGUAUUAUCCUGAUGGUGAAUCAGCCAAAGACCUGGCAUUGGAGCUUGUGGAAAACGGUUUGGCCAAGUAUGUUGAAUGGAGUGCAAAUAUGAUGGAAGAAGAUGCAAAGCAAAAGCUGAAAACUGCGGAGCUUCAGGCAAAGGAAUCCAAGCUAAGGCUUUGGAAAAACUAUGUACCACCAGCUACAAACUCAAAGACAAUUCAUGACAAGAAUUUUACUGGAAAGGUGGUUGAGGUUGUUACUGGAGGUUGCAUCAUUGUUGCUGAUGAUUCAAUUCCGUAUGGCAGUCCCUUAGCAGAACGACGAGUCAAGCUUUCAAGUAUUAAGUGUCCAAUAAUGGGCAAUCCUCGGAAAGAUGAAAAACCAGCUCCAUAUGCUCGUGAAGCAAAGGAGUUCUUGAGAACACGCCUCCUUGGUCGUCAAGUGAAUGUUCAAAUGGAGUACUCUAGAAAGGUUGUUCCAUCAGAUGGAUCUGCAGUUCCAUCUGGUGCUCCUGAAGCUAGAACAAUUGAUUUUGGAUCAGUAUUCCUACAGUCUGCCAAGGCUGAGGAUGAUGAUGCCCCAUCAUCUGUUCCUGGAAGUCAGCAAACUGGGGUGAAUGUUGGUGAGUUGGUUGUUGCACGUGGAUUCGGAACUGUCAUUAGACAUCGUGAGUUUGAAGAAAGAUCAAGCUACUAUGAUGCUCUUCUUGCUGCUGAAUUACGAGCUACUUCUGGAAAGAAAGGGAUCCAUUCAGCUAAGGAUCCUCCGGUCAUGCAUAUAACUGACUUGACCUUUGCAUCAACGAAGAAAUCCAAAGAUUUCUUGCCUUUUUUACUCCGAAGUAGAAAAAUUCCAGCAGUUGUGGAAUAUGUACUAUGUGGGCAUCGUUUUAAAUUGUUGAUUCCAAAAGAAACUUGCAGCAUUGCUUUUGCAUUCUCUGGUGUCAGAUGUCCUGGUCGUGAUGAGCCAUAUUCUGAUGAAGCAAUCGCACUGAUGAGGCGCAAGAUAAUUCAAAGAGAUGUUGAGGUGGAGGUGGAAACUGUUGAUAGAAUUGGAACUUUCUUGGGUUCCUUAUGGGAAUCAGGGAACAAUGUAGCUGUUACACUCCUCGAAGCUGGUCUUGCAAAACUUCAUACCUCCUUUGGUAGUGACAAAAUUCCAGAUUUUCACCUUCUGCAGCAAGCUGAAGAAUCUGCCAAGAAGCAAAAGCUGAAGAUCUGGGAGAAUUAUGUUGAAGGGGAGGCAGUACCUAAUGGUGCAGCUGUUGAAAACAAACAACAAGAAGAUCUUAAGGUAAAGGUUACCGAAGUCUUGGGUGGUGGUAAAUUCUAUAUCCACCCCAUCGGUGAUCAAAACUUAGCAUCCAUUCAGCAACAACUUGCUGAUUUGAACCUUGAAGAAGCUCCUUUGCUCGGAGAUUUCAGUCCUAAGAAGGGAGACUUAGUGCUUUGUCUUUUUGUUGCUGAUAAGUCUUGGUACCGGGCAAUGAUAGUAAAUGGACCUCAAGAACCAGUUGAAUCUCCUGAUGACAAGUUUGAAGUAUUCUACAUCGAUUAUGGAAAUCAAGAAGAAGUAACUUACAGUCAGCUACGGCCUCUGGAUCCAUCUGUAUCUACUGCUCCUGGUGUUGCACAACUAUGCAGCCUUGCAUACGUGAAGGUUCCCAGCUUGGAAGAGGAAUAUGGUGAUGACGCAGCUGAAUACCUGAGCGAACUCACUUUGAAGAGUGGAAAAGAGUUCACAGCGAAGGUUGAGAAGAGAGAUACUUCAGGAGGAAAACUGAAAGGGCAGGGAACUGGAACAGUUCUUGCUGUAACACUUGUCCCUGUGGAUUCUGAGAUCAGUGUUAAUGCUGCCAUGCUUCAGGAAGGUCUUGCUAGGUUGGAAAAAAGAAGCAGGUGGGACAAGAAAGAAAAACAAGUGGCCCUUGAUGCUUUGGAGAAGUUCCAGGCAGAUGCAAAGAAAGAAAGGCUUGGAAUUUGGAAAUAUGGAGAUGUGGACUCAGAUCAUGAGGAAGCUGCUCCUCCUGCAAGAAAGGCUGGUGGUGGCCGUGGCGGUGGCCGGAGGUGAGUGUCGGGAAGAGAAAAUGAGUAAAGUUGUAGAUAUGAACAUUUUACCUGAGAGAAAAACGAAAUGCCGUGCUUAAUAAUCCUCAGUUUUGUUGUAUAUUUUGUUGCUAGAUUGAGGGGACAAUUUUUGUAUACAGAUAUUACAAUCAUAGAUGCGCGGUUCUUUUCAUUUUUAUAUCAUGGCACA
Molecule: messenger RNA, 3219 nt
Organism: Lotus japonicus
Lineage: Eukaryota; Viridiplantae; Streptophyta; Magnoliopsida; Fabales; Fabaceae
Product: ribonuclease TUDOR 1
Exons: 16
Coding region: 52-3033 (993 amino acids)
Biological process (GO): mRNA catabolic process; regulatory ncRNA-mediated gene silencing
Cellular component (GO): nucleus; cytosol; RISC complex
Molecular function (GO): RNA binding; nuclease activity
Source: RefSeq, a predicted model, not a curated record